UUUUCGAUCUCGUCUCAGACGUUUUUUUAUUUUUGUGCAAACUUAUAAAAAGUUGUUAAAUACUUAGGCCACGUAAUAGUUUGUUAAGUACGAGUUCAUAACUAUAUAAAACUCUACAUUUCUUGCAUUUGUUCAUUCAAGGAUUAAGAGAUUUUAUAAGGAAUUUUGUAGACUAUUUAAUUUUGCACCACGUCAGAGUUCUGAAAAGCAGACCUUUGAAAUCAUGAAGAUAGUGAUGAAAGUCACUUUUAUUCCAGUUCUGUUAUUUAUUACGGUAUUCAUACGUCAUGCAUCAGGAGCUGCGGUUAUGUCUGUCGAUCUUGGAACUGAAUGGAUGAAGGUUGGAAUUGUUUCGCCGGGCUUACCUAUGGAGAUGGCAUUAAAUAAAGAAUCCAAAAGAAAAACUCCGUCAGUGAUUGCAUUUCGUGAGAAAUCGAGAUUUUUCGGUGAAGAAGCUGUAACGUUGGCAGGAAGAUUUCCAGCAAGCAGUUACGCUUAUCUUAUCGAUUUAUUAGGAAAAGAUGUGAAUAAUCCUAUCGUUGCCUUGUACAAAAAACGUUUUCCUUACUACAAUAUUGAAGCUGACCCAGAAAGAAAUACUGUGACGUUUAAGAAUGGUGAUGAAAUGUAUACAGUCGAGGAACUUGUUGCUCAGCUUUUGCAGCGUGCUCAAGAAUUCGCUCAAGAUGCCACAGGUCAAGCCAUUCAAGAAUGUGUUUUAAUAGUGCCAGGAUUCUUUGGCCAAGCUGAACGAUUAGCAUUGCUGUCAGCAGCACGAUUAGCUAACUUAAAAGUUCUUCAACUCAUGAAUGAUUAUACAGCAGUAGCAUUAAAUUAUGGAAUAUUCCAAAGGAAAAGUUUUAAUGAUUCGGCUCAAUAUUACAUGUUCUACGAUAUGGGUGCAAGUAAAACAACCGUUUCAAUCGUCAGCUAUCAACUUGUCAAAGACAAAGUAUUGAAAGAGAAACUUCCUGUUGUUCAAGUGAUUGGUGUGGGCUAUGAUCGAACACUUGGUGGCAUGGAAAUGCAAUUAAGACUUCGAGAUUAUCUUGCCGAUGCUUUCAAUGCAAUGAAAAAGACAACACAAAAUGUUUAUGACAGCCCAAGAGCUCUUGCGAAACUUUUCAAAGAAGCCGGUCGUGUGAAGAAUGUUUUGAGUGCCAAUGCUGAUCAUUAUGCACAAAUUGAAGGACUUCUCGAUGAACAAGAUUUCAAAUUUUUAGUCAAACGUGAAAAGUUUGAAGAACUUUGUAAUGACUUGUUCAAUCGUGUUGCGGCACCUGUUAAGAAAGCUGUUGAAGCUGCUGGAAUUUCACUUGACAUCUUAAACCAAGUGAUUUUGUUUGGUGGAGCAACAAGAACGCCCAAAAUUCAAGAAAUUCUAAAGAAAGAAAUAAAAAUGGAACUGGGAAAAAAUUUAAAUGCUGAUGAAGCGGCUUGUAUGGGUGCAGUUUAUCGUGCUGCUGAUUUAGCGACAGGAUUUAAAGUGAAGAAGUUCAUAAUUAAAGAUGCUGUUUUGUUCCCAAUUCAAGUUGUGUUUGAACGCGAGGAUGGUGGAAAGAAGCCAGUCGUGAGAACAUUGUUCGGGCCAAUGAACACUUAUCCACAAAAGAAAGUCAUAACUUUCAAUAAACAUAAACAAGAUUUCGAUUUUUCUGUUAAUUAUGCUGACCUUGAUCAUUUGCCAACUGGUGAAGUCGCUAAUAUUGGUCCACUUAACAUCACCAAAGUUCAGUUGAAAAAUGUUGGAAAAGUUAUGGAAGAGAAAAUUAAGGAAGGUGUCGAAUCCAAAGGAAUUAAAGCACAUUUCUCUCUCGAUGAUUCUGGUGUGUUUUCAUUAGUGAAUGUUGAGUUAUCAUUUUUAGAGAAACAAGCUGAAGGUGAAGAAGAAGAAGAAGGAACAUUAAGUAAAUUAGGGUCGACUAUAAGUAAACUUUUCAGUGGUGACAAAGAUGAUAAUAAAGUUGAAACAGCGCCAACAAAUGAAACUGAAACUGAACAAGAAGCAACAGAAGCACCAACGACAUCACCACCGCCCACAAACAAUGACACCGAAGUUCCAACAACAAAUGAAACUGCAAGUGAUUCUACAACAAAGAACGAGACAACUUCAACAACCGAAAAUGAUGAAGAAAAACCAAAAGUCAUUGCACGGAAAGAACCGAUUGAAUCUUCAUCUGAAUUGUUGGUAAAAUUGCCACUUGAUGGUAAUCAAUACAAGGAAUCAAAAGCAAGAAUUGAUGAAUUUGCGAAAUUUGAACGUGAAAAGUUACGACGAGAAUCAGCAGUUAAUUCAUUGGAGUCGCAUGUAAUUGAGGCCCAAAUGAGAUUGGAGCAGGAGGAAUAUUCAAGUUGUGCAACAGAAAAGGAACUUGAAGAGAUAAGAAGCAUGUGCAGUGUAAUCAGUGAAUGGCUUUAUGAAGAUGGCAUUGAUGCUGACGUUGAUAUUUACGAUGAGAAACUUGAGAAGCUUAGAAAGAAAACAAAUGAAAUCUAUGCGAGACAUUGGGAACAUAACGAACGUCCUGAAGCUUUAAAAGCUCUUCAUGGAAUGAUUAAUGGUUCUGAACACUUCUUAGCAUCUGCUCGAAACAUCACAGCUGAUCCUGACAAGGGUGACGUGUUUAGCGAGAAGGAAGUUGAAGAUUUAGCAAAAGCUAUUAAAGAGGUGAUUGAAUGGAGAGAUAAGGAAGUUGCAGCUCAAGAUAAAUUACCGAGAAAUGAACCAGUUCGUUUAACCGUGAAGCAUUUAACAGAUAAAAUGGCUUUCCUCGAUCGCGAAGUGAAAUAUCUAGUUAAUAAAAUUAAAGCAUGGCGACCGAAAGAGAAACCAAAAAAGAAGAAGAAGUCAAGUAAUGAAACGACAUCACAAGAAUCAUCUGAAACUAUAGAAAAUGUCGAAGAGAAUCAACAGGAAACUCCACCAGCAAAUAAAGAAGAGAAUAAAAAGGAAGACGUAGAAAAAGUUGAAGAAGUUCCAAUAAACAAAUAUGGAUCACAGUCGAAAGCAUCAAUACAGUUUCUUGGAAAUGAGGGAUUUCUAUCAUUUCCAUCGGUUGGCAACAAUGGCAGCAGCAAUCAGGCAAUGGAGCAAAAAUUCAGCUUUUCCCUCACAGAAGAGGAGAAGCAGGGAUCAUUUGAAUGUCUUCAACAAACUCAUGGACAGAUGAAUGUUAUGGGUGGCAUUCAAUAUCGUAUGCGUGUUCAAGCACAGGAAGAUGUUUACGAGAACACACGACGAAGUAUGGCGCAGGCAGCUCAAAAUCAAAAGAAGAAAUGUACACGUGAAAUAAAACCAAAUCAAACGGACAUUGGACGAAAGAUCACGAAAAAACCUUCAACCAUCAUAUCACCACUCAAUCGUAUUGCAACCAGUGGCCAAACGUCAUCGACACCAAAUAACUUCUUAUCGAAUGGCAAACGUCCUUUGGAUGUAUCGGAACGUGGACCAAUUUCAAAUGAUGGUCAACCACAACAGCAACAACAACAACAACAGCAGCAAACACAAUCACAUCUCACAUCUCAACAGCAAAUUUCAGCAACCAGUAGUCAUAGUUACAACACGAUAAGCUCACAAGAUCAUCAUGAUUCUUAUCAUUCAGCACUCAAUGGUGUUGUUGGUGAUGACGUUGAUCAUCAACGAACGACAUCAAGUAUGGGACAUAACUUAAGUCGUAAUAGUGGACAGCAAAAUCAUCGGAAUCCUGAUAUUAUGAGGAAGCCAAUUAAGGAAAGACUUAUACACUUAUUAGCAUUAAGGCCAUUUAAGAAACUAGAAUUGUAUGAUAGGCUAACUAAAGAGGGUAUUAAGGACCGCGACAGAUCUGUCAUUCUCAAUGUAUUAAAAACAAUUUCGCACACACGUGAUAAUGCCUACGUACUGAACCGACACAUAUGGAAUGAUGUUCAUGAAGACUGGCCAUUCUACAGUGAACAGGAUCGAUCGACGUUAAAGCGACGUAAACCACAAAACCUUACACCGCCAUUGUCAAGCGACGGAGGCUCAUCAUCCACAUCUGGUCAAAGUCCAAAUAGUCAACAUAAUGGUUCACCACCACCAGCUGUUAAACGUCCAUCAUCACAAGCUCCAUCGAGUCUGAACAACAACAUGAAUAACAGCAACUUGAUCAACGAUAAAUAUCUCGAACCGGCAGCAAAGAAGCAACGUAUCAGUCACUAUAAGAAGCAAGAUGCUAUGGAUGGCAUAAGAUCAUCGAAUAUUUACGAAAGUCGCGAUGGAAAUUCAUUUAUGAAUUCGAGGUCACGAGACAAUGACGAUUAUUAUGGUGAAUAUCCACCCAUAACAUCGGUAGAACAACGUCGUAAAUAUAAGACUGAAUUUUACAAAGAUUACGCCGAAUAUCGACAACUGCACCUCAUCAUGGACAAGGCACGUCGUCGAUUUGCCAAUUUGCAGCAAGAGCUCAGUAAUACAAGUCCAUCAGAGCGGAAGUAUAAGGAGAUUCAAAAUCAAAUAAUUCAAGAAUACAAAGAGAACAACAAUAGCAGUUUCUUUCAAGAUAAGAAGCAGAGGUUCGAUUACCUCCAUGAAAAGCUUUCACAUAUUAAGAAGCUUGUAAGUGAUUUUGAUUCGCGUUUAACGAAAGGUAAUGUGACGCAUGGUGACAUACAACCGACGCACAAUGCCUACUGACGACUGUUGCUGCUGAAUAUGAUGCUGUUGCUCGUUUAAAUGCGAGCUAAUGAAGAGACGAAGGCUCUCUCUUCCUUAAUUGUCGCUUAACCCUCUCUGGCUGUCUCCUUCUGGCGGAAAAAAAAGAUAAACAACUUUAUUAUUCUGAUGAUGAUGAUGAUUUUAAACGGAUUAUUGAAUUGAAAUUCAAUAUCAACAAUCACCUGAUAAUUGAUUGAUUGAUUGAUUGAUUGAUUAAUCUUCGUUCUUCUUUUAUAAGUUUUUUAAGACUUCUUAAUCCAUUCGAGAAAAAAAAAGAAAAGAAAAGAAAUGGAGAAAGAAAUCGUAAAAUUCUUCACAUCUUUUCAUUUCAUUCACAAUCAUUUUGAAUUAAAAAGAAAUGAAAAAGAAUUCUUCUUCAUUAUUAUUUACUAUAAAUUAUAAAUUAAUUAUAUAUUCUCGUUGAAUGAAAAGAUUGAAGAAUUUUCACUUUUUUCUUCUUUUAAUUUUUUUUUAACUUUUUGUUUUAAAUGAUCAUAUUUUUAGAAAUAAUUUUUCUUCUCGCCAAACAUUUCGCGGAAAGAAGAAAAACAAAAGAAAGAAAAAGAAAAUUGAAAUUUACACAAAAAAGAAAAAGAAUCGAAAGGAAAAGGAAAAGAGCCAAAAGAAAGGCUCAUGUGUGAAGAAAGAUAUGUGAAAAAAAAAGAAAGAAAGAAAUGAAAAAUCGAGUGAUGGAUUCGUGGUUCGUGAUGAUAGAUCCGCUUUUUUAUUAUAAUAAAUAUUCUAAAGUUGUGACACGUUGACAAGAGAAAACAAAAGAAACAAACAAAUUCCAUGUAGUGAAACGUAAUCGAAAACAUGCCAAAAGAUGUGCUGAUGAUGGACUGUUAAAUAGAGAACUGAAAAAAGAAAAAAACAUGAAAGAAUGAAAACAGAGAUGAAAUAUUUAUACGAUGAAAAAAAAUUAAAUGUGUGUGUUGGUGACAUUGAAAUUUGAAAGACAUUUUGAUGUUUCUUUUUUAUCAGAAAAUAGUGAGAGACAAGAAACUCUGAAACCAUCCAUGAAUCCAUUCAAAAAAACAUUUUUUUUCUGUCUCAUUGAUUCAUAGAAUCGGAAUGCCUUCCUUAAUAUAAUGUAAAACGAAAAUUUCUAUUAAAACAUUUUAAUGUGAAUUGUCGAGUGAAAAGCUUCCGGAUCAAAUUUGUUAGUAAUUUUUUUAAUUAGAUAUUUCUCGUCAAUUUUCGUUUUUAUUUUAAUUUUACUUCAACUGUCUUCCUUUCCUAUCUUUAAGCAAUAUUAAAGAUGUCUGUCGUUUUGUUGUGUUUAAUUCAAUAAUCAAAAUGAUCCGAAGCUGAAAAUUCUGUUCCAAAAAAUUAAUUAUUUGAUCAAUUAAAUAUUUAUUAAUGAUUAUGGUGAUGGAACGUCCCGAAGUCGCUCGAAUUACAUAAGAAGAAAUGAGAAAUAAAAUAUAAUUAAAUUUCAAUUUCAACGCCCAAUACAAUCAAUUGUAAAUCGAAAACACGAAAGUGAAAGUAACUUUUUUCUUUCCUUGAAACUUCGUCACGUUUCUGCAAUUUUUUUAAGCACUUAUUUAGUGCAAAAACUCAAAAUUAAAAUCAAAGUCACUUCUUUUUUUCUGAUUGAGUUUUUUGACCAGAAACAAAUUAAUUCCGGCCAAUUGAUGAAUAAUCAAAACGUGCAUUACUUUAAACACGAUUCCAUCUAUUGUCGAGCGACUUCAUAAACGUUCGUUCGGGUCCAUUAAAGAAAAAAAUUACUACUAGCUUAAAGCAUGAACAAGGCCAUUCACAAACAUUUUCAAAAAUCGUUCAUGUUUUAAAUUUACUCUUGCUAAUGAUAAUGUUUUGUCUCACGAUGGCGGCCACAAAUAAAUAAACACAAAGAUAAUUAAAAUGUCCGAUGAUAUGCAAGCAGAAAAAUGAAAAAGAAAUCUCAAUGUUGAUUACAAAACAUUCACGGUACUCAACCCCUAAGACAUUAAAUAAUUGCAUUUGCAGCUCAUUUUUAUGUGUUCAGUUCACUUGAUAAUUGCCCAACAAAAAGAAAAAACAAGAUUUGAUUACUUGAUUGCAAAGUGGUCCGCAAAUCGUGAGAAAAAUUCCCGUAACCUUGAAAAGAGAAAAAAGAGGAACAUUCAAUUUAAAUUAACUUAAUUUCAGACAUAAACUAAAGUUACCAUCCAAAUUAAGUAAUUCAAUUUUUGAAAUUAUACAAAAUGAAUGCAACAAGAAACGUUGUCAAUUUCAUGUCCAUUUAAUGUAAAAUUGGUAAAUAAUUUUUCUUCGUCUUCUUUUUAUAUAGUAUAAUUAAAUUAUUAAAUGUCGGUAGCUGAUGAACAGAAAAAAAGCUGAAGCCUUUGAAAACAAAAGCCAAUUUUACUCAUAGAAUGCAAAAAUAAAACAUUAAACUUUAAUCAGCACGUGUCAGCAGUAAUUUGACGAAGUAAAUAAGCGCCCGAGUUCUUUCUUAUUCAUCAUACUUAAAACUUUUUCUCUUAUAAUAAUAACUUAAAAAGGCGCCAAUCAAAAUAAAAUUCUACUGAAUCAAACAUUUUUCGUGCAUAAAUAAUUAAAAUUUGAUAUUGUAAAGAAAACAAAUGCUUAUGUUUGAAACACUCAUCAACUUUACAACUCUUAACUUCCUUUACCUUCCUAAAUAAUUUCUUAUUUUUAUCGUUGUGAUAUUUAAGCAUUGAUUCUCUUAUCUUGCAUUAAAAGUAGAGAAACAAAACAACUUCAAAAUCUCUCUUGAUUGAUGGUGUUCCAAGUAACAGGGAAAAGAAACCUCGCCGUGCCAUCAGUUGAAGAAAAAAACUUUUUUAAAAGCUCCAUUAACUGUGUCAAAGUCACGUAUCUUCUUAUUUACUUAGGUACUCUGUUAAAAUGAAUUUAAAAAAUUCAGUUUUUUAUGCCAAACUUUUCUCCCCCUCACACUGAAAAAAAGACAAAAACAAUGCUCGACAUUGAUAGCACGAACUGAAAUGAUGAUGAAUUUGAUUCAGAAGCACGUUAAACUUUUUCUUCAAUUUAAAUAUCUACUGAUUUUGAUCGAAAAUGGGUUAAACAAAUCUCGAUGAAAUUGCAUUAAACGGACAAAUUUUAGACGAUUGUUGUACUUGCCAAAAUGUGGAUACGAAGACGAGAGUCUAAUAAUUAUUAAUUUAGUCAAAAAAAGGACAUUAUUGAAGCCUUUGAAUACUGUUUUUUAAAUGAACAUUUCCAGCACGCUCGUCAUUGCAUCCAAAUAUGAAGUUAUUUUUUUUUGUAAAUUUGUUAUCUUUCUUGAUUUUUUUGUUUGUUAAAAAUGGAAUUCGAGAUUGGAGUGAAACAAAAAUCCAACAAUUAUUGCCUUUAUACGCAAAAUGUUAGACAAAGCAGAUAUUAAUCAACACACUAAUAGAUUAGGCGUGUAAUGGUUUUAAAUGGUUCAAAAAGGAUAAUGGUUGAAGAUUUUGUCACGUUACUUACAUCUAACGUUUCUUACGUAGUUUCACUUACGUUUGUCACUACGCAAGUUUAAUAUUGAAACGUAAGUCAUUGAGUGAGUAACUUAGAACCGUAAGCAAUGUGGCACAAUCUGGUUGUGCCCUCUAGUCGCGAGUACUUACUGAAAGCGUCGGGGGUAUGCUUGAAAGUAUAUCUUUUCUUUGUAUUUCUUAAUUUUUUUUGUGUAAAUAUGUUAAUAAAUAUCAACUUGCAUGAAUGCAAUAUUGAAAUGAUAAAAAAAUUGCUACAACUGAUUGAUGGCAAAUCACACACACACACGCAUAUUAUUUAAUCGAUAGUCUAAAAAGUAAAGAUGAGAUGAAAAACAUAAACAAUAUUAUUAAAAGCAAAUGAUUUUUAAGAAAUCAAUACAAAAAACAACAAAAAAAAGUUAAAUUUAAUUUGAGAAAAGAUUUAAAAAUACAUUUUUAAAGAAGUAAGAAAGAAUGUUUUACUUUUCUUGCGAAUCAAAUAAGAAAGAUAAAAAAGAAAUUCUCCAGGUUUGAGUGAAGUCCGCCCCCGCCUCAAAGAAAAUGAGAAUAAAAUAUUUGCUCCACUGACUCCUCUCAAUCAAUUUUUAAGAAAACUUUUGGAGGCUUUCUGAUGAUAAAGCUCACAUAGAAACAUUUUUUUAUAUCUUGAAAGAGGAGCUUUAGUAAGAAACAAUCGGAGGAACGGACUGAUGUUCUCAAAGAAUUACGAAAAUAAAAAGGAAAAAAGAAAUCCUAUAUUAUUUUAAAAAGUGAGAUAUUAAGGAUUCAGAAAACAAAAAUAACAUAUAUUUUUAAAAGCCAAUUAAAGCAACAAGUAAUGAGAAAACAAGUUGUAUUUAAGGUGUUUCAUAAGAGAAUGUGAUGUUGAAAUUUUGUCAAGAAGCUUUUGUUUGCUAACUAGGUGAACUUUCGCAAUGAGCUUUUUCAGUUUUCCUUUGAAUGAAAAUUCUAGAACGCAAUGUUCGCAAUUUAGGCUCAUCUAAGAUUGACAAUUUCACAUAAAGUAAUUUAGCGUUAGUUUUGAACUACACAUCACAUGUCAAUUUAUCAUUCGAUGUGUAUUUUGAAUUUCUCGCUUUAGCUCACAUUCAUACAUAUGGAACAGAAAACUUAAGUAAGACAUGAAAACUUACCAUUUUACUAUUGACAUUGAGAUAUUUUUAUUAGUAAAUGAAAAGCAAGAAAAAACACACAUUUUUCGUUGUGGUUGGAAAAUUACUUUUGUGUAUGGAUAGUGGAAUGGUAUGGUGAAAAAGUAGGAAGACCCAACAUGUUUCUAUAUCGUGAAGAAAAUUCCAAGAAUUUCCUUUUUUUGUAUAUAAAAUUGCCGUUUUUUUGUUAUGAUUUUUAAUCUUUUCUUGUUUUCUUCUCUUUUUCCACUUAGUUCAAUUUCGUUUGAUUUGAUUUUUUUAAAACUUUAUCAAGAUUUUUCAUGACAACUGAUAUUAGAAGAUGUUUUGUAAAUUCUCACUGGAGAACAUGUUACGACUCAAACAACUCACAAAUGCUUUUUUUUAGUUUCAAGAGACAAUUUUCUGUUUUCUUUUUGUUAUCAAAGUUUAUCUUUUAUGAUUUUCAAAUCACUCACGUCCCUCAUGUUUUACAUAUGAAACGACACCCUCUUAAGAAAAGAUCGCGUUGUAUAUUUUUAUAGAAUCAAAUAAUAAUGAUAAAGUAAAACAAACAAAACAAUUCAAUCUUUCUACUUUUUCAAGGACAAGAAUGUUUUGAAAAUGGAAAGCAAUGUUUAUUGUAAUGAAAACAAAAAACACAAAAAUGGGGAAAAAAAGAUACGGGAAAAUGUUUUAUGAGUUUUGAAACUGGAAGAAAAACUGAAUCCACAACAUACAGCAAGAAGAGAAAAUGGAAAAUGUAUUUAUUAUAUCGUAUAUAUUAUUAUUAUAAUGAAAAUUAAAAGAAAUUGCCGUAAAUUAUGACAAACAAAAAAAAUCAUAAAUAAAAAAAUGAAAGAAAAAUGAUUUUGAAGCAAAUGAAAA
Messenger RNA from Clunio marinus, 10130 nucleotides. The record is from the annotation of a GenBank genome assembly. NCBI's taxonomy places the organism in Eukaryota, Metazoa, Arthropoda, Insecta, Diptera, Chironomidae.